Chanos chanos (milkfish) is the source of this 4117-nucleotide messenger RNA. It is a transcript of the gene gata6, whose product is annotated as GATA binding protein 6. NCBI's taxonomy places the organism in Eukaryota, Metazoa, Chordata, Actinopteri, Gonorynchiformes, Chanidae. Gene Ontology annotation, cellular component: nucleus. Gene Ontology annotation, biological process: positive regulation of transcription by RNA polymerase II; epithelial cell differentiation; cell fate commitment. Gene Ontology annotation, molecular function: zinc ion binding; DNA-binding transcription factor activity, RNA polymerase II-specific; RNA polymerase II cis-regulatory region sequence-specific DNA binding. The record is from RefSeq and is a predicted model, not a curated record.
UUCCAUUCCAAAAUUUCCCGAAGACCUGAUACGACAUAACUAUUGGAUACUGCAAACAGCGACUUAAUGGCUAACUACCAAUAGGGUAGCUUACCUCUCACCCUUUUUUCACAAGCUGUGAGGUAUCAAACGCAUCCUGGAUGGACCUGGGUGACAACAGCUGGUCCAUGGUCAAGCGUGAAGUGUCCAGCAGCCCAGGGUCGCCGCCGGCUGAACAGAGCUACCUACACGGUGACAGGAGGGACCGUCACGCGUCGGAGGAGCUGAGAUCACCGGCGCCGCCGACGCAUCUUGACACAGUGGGAGGCCGACGCACCGAGGGCAGGCCCCUACACUCCUACGUCCACUUUGGACAACCCAGCAACGCCCUGCCCAACUCGGAGGACAUUACGCUCUUCACAGACUUAGACCAAGGCAAUAAGCUCAUCAUCUCGGGCGGUGCGCACAAGGGAGGACUCAUCGUGGACCCCACCGACAUGUAUCAGACCCUGGCCAUCGCCGCUGCCCAGAGUCAAACCAGUUAUGACUCUCCUACAGCCAGUUACAUGCACUCCAACCCGAACUCUCCCGUGUAUGUGCCAACUUCCCGCGUGGGGCCCAUGAUACCGAGCCUGCCUUACUUGCAACCUAGCGUGUCAUCGCAGCCAAGCCACGCGGUAAGCAGUCACACGGUCUGGUCGCAGUCAACCCCAGAGAGCCCUUCCUAUACCACCGGGAGCCCUCAUACCUCCAACCGUUUUCACUACUCCCCAAGUCCGCCCAUGAAUAAUGGCACAUCCAGGGACACCAGCUAUACCAACCCGCUGAAUGUAAAUAGCCGCGACCAGUACCUCUCCCGACCCAUAAGUGGAUCUUACACCAGUCCGUACUCUCCGUAUGUGGGGCCACAACUCUCGCAAUUGCCUACCGCUUGGCCCGGAGGCCCCUUCGAGAAUUCCAUGCUUCAUUCCUUGCAAACCAGAGGCGCGCCCCUGUCAAUUCGAGGACCAAACGAUAUACUGGAUGACAUGGUUGAGAGCCGAGAGUGCGUCAAUUGCGGCUCUAUUUCCACCCCGCUGUGGAGGCGCGAUGGCACAGGUCACUUUCUCUGCAAUGCCUGUGGUCUGUACAGCAAAAUGAAUGGACUCAGUCGGCCAUUAAUUAAACCUCAGAAGCGUAUGUCAUCAUCGAGACGGAUUGGGUUGUCCUGUGCUAAUUGCCAGACCAGCACUACAACAUUGUGGCGUAGAAACGCAGAGGGAGAACCAGUGUGUAACGCAUGUGGACUUUAUACAAAAUUACACGGGGUACCCCGGCCCCUCGCUAUGAAGAAAGAAGGAAUUCAAACGAGGAAAAGAAAACCAAAAACCCUGAACAAAUCAAAGGGAUCAUCCGGAAGUACUUCUGUUCCCAUGACUCCAACAUCUUCGUCAUCUUCCAAUUCCGAGGAGUGUUCGAAGACCAGUCCUCCAUCGACGCAGGUGUCUGCGACCGCGGUGAACUCCUCCACUUUGGCUGGCCAAGUUGAGGUACCAGGCACCACCGCAGGCUCCAUUGUGAAAUAUCCAGGCCAGGAGGGUCUCUACACCAACGUGGGGCUCACGUCCACCGCUGAUGUGGCGGCCUCUGUUCGAGGGGACACUUGGUGCACCAUGGCCUUGGCCUGACUCUGUCUGGCGGGACGGCGGCCAUUUCGCAGGACCCCGACUCCCAGGACCGUCCUGCUGCCGUUGUCCUUAAAAUGGCUGUUCACGUUCCUGGCUGGGAGUGCGUUGGUGUUGUUCCUGACUUCAAGGUCCAAGUUCAUUUCCCUUUCUCUCAAGACUCGGCGAGCUGACACAAAUGCACCAAGAGUGGCUUUAUUUCUUAUGCUCCUGACCGUUUUGAUUCAUCCAUGGAGAUAUUCUUAAUGGAUGUUGGCAUUCAUCUGGAAGACUUGUCAGUGCCUUUCCAAAAAAAGGAGAACAUUAUAGAUGAGGUAUACGCUGAUUGAUUCCUCACAACCUGCAUUUUGGUACUCUGAGAACACGCACUGCACUAUGGGGCAUCAUUCAAUGGAGUAAGUGGAUCAAAAAUGUAAUCUUAUUUUUAUUUUUUAUUUCUUUUUGAAAAAUGAAUUAAUGUAUAUAGAAUACUAAUGGAUAUAUAACGCCCCUCUGAAGACAAAGUUGUUGAUUUAAUUUGAGUGCUCUGAACAGAAAAAGAAAAAAAAAAAAACCCUUUUCCCUAAAGAAAAGAAAAAAAAGUUUGAUCUCUCUGCAACUGGAAUUGAAGAAAAGAACGAAGAUUUACUUCCUGAAUGAAUGCAAUAGUAUUUAUGAAUCUAUGAUUAUGUCGCAGUAUGUCUGUGUUUGUCAAUAAAGGUAAUGUUAAAUAGAGUAGGACUGAGGCCUUGCUCUUGCUGUAAUUCUUUCUUUUCUUGCAUGUUGUAACAGUUGCCAAUGGCGAGGAUGUUGCUCACAAAUCUGCACCUGCUCCAUUUUUGAAGCUCUUAUGGAAUUGGAUUGAUAAUUGAAUGUUUUAAUACAGGGUAUAUCAGAGACAAGGAUUGUUUAACUGUCGUUGCUUCUUUGUUUGAUUUUAAUUUUCCACAUGAUAGACAAUCAGUGUUAAAUCAAAAACGAUCUGAUUUAACACCUGAUUUAGGUGACAAGAACAUUGUAAACGGUAUGGUACUAUUUUGUAGAUUUUGUUUUGGCUGAUUCAGAAGGACUGAAGGGGCAACAUUGCAUGGAAAGUUUGACAUUAACAAAACAGAACACAGAAAUAACAAUAUCUAUGUAUCCACCCAGCAGAACAAAUGAAAGUCAGGUUCCUUUAUAACUGAUGUUACAAUACUAAAACUGCAAAAGUGUAUUUUACAUGUAACAGAGACUUAACUACCUAACUUGUGACGUUGAUGUAUAAAUAUCAAUGGCUACUUUUAACCUCCUGUUAUUAUUUUCUGACAAUUUACAUACAGUUCUGCGGCCUCUAGGUUUGAUGUUUGAGUUGACAGACAAAAGCUUGGAGAGCUGUUUGUUUUAAGCAAUAAACUGCAAGAGAUAUAUAAACAAUUGUUGAAAAAAAAAAUGGGUUUCCAUAUGAAUUAUCGUUCCAGCCUUUGAUGUGAUAUAAUGAUAAUGAUUUUGAUUAUGAUUAUCACUGAUAAUCCAUCAAAGCAGCGUAGCUUGGUCAAACGUCUCAAGUGGUAUUAGUUCAUGGAUUCAGCUUCAGAACAGACAUAUGUUGGAUCAUGCAUCUCUUCAACACUUCUUAUCAUCGCUCGGAAUGGAAGUCUGCUAUGAGGGCAGACUCAAAGAAUCUAACCAAAGGCUGCAUCUGUUCCAAUUUGAAUGGGAAGAAGUACAAAUUUGUGAGGGACAUUGAUGAGUUCUGUCAGCUGGGACAUUUUUAAGCAACUCAUGGAGCAUUUAGGUGCGGUGAAUCUUUCUCUUUAAAAAAAAAAAAGAAGGCCUAUUUAUUUCUUAUUUUUAAAAUGUGUCUCUUAGAAGUGUUUUUUUUUCUUGUUUUGUUUUGGAUCAAUGUGUUUGUAAUGUCUUUGUUGUGUUUUCCUGACGUAUUGUCAGUUUGAAUACAUUUUGGUUUCCUCAGACUGGUUGUUCUACUGUAGAGUUUGAGAUUGAAAUGGUGUCUGAGAAAUAUGCCAAAGUGUCAUUUUAAGCUGAACAUGACAAUUCUUUGUUUGUUGGUUCAGCAGUGACGUUCAGGAGUGUCAUAGUUUUGAAAAUGAAAAGUUGACUCUUAAAUUUGUAUUUAAGUAUUCUAACUUCUCUCUCUCUCUGCUUCUGAAACAAGUCAGUACUUCUGACAAGACAUCAAAUGUUGUUGUUUUUUCUUUGUUUUGUUUUGUUCAUUAUCAUGAAAGACUUUAUGUCUUUUCAUUACAGACAUCUUGCUGCAUUACUUUAUUGGAGUUUGUCCAGAUUUGCAGAUUCAAGCAUAUUCUACUUAGAAAAGUAGUAAAGAUAAAGGUAUUCUAUGUCAACUGCUGACUUUGACUAAUGGAGUGAUGUCAUCACAUUAAAUAUAAAAUUCAAAUGAGUAGUUUCCAUCUGAAUGUUGAGUGAAUACUUGCUCUCCAGUUAGGUUCACUGAAAUACUGUACUGGGAACAAUAAAUAAGAACCAUCAUUGAG